Messenger RNA from Syngnathus acus (greater pipefish), 5178 nucleotides. RefSeq names its product solute carrier family 25 member 22a (gene slc25a22a). The record is from RefSeq and is a predicted model, not a curated record. NCBI's taxonomy places the organism in Eukaryota, Metazoa, Chordata, Actinopteri, Syngnathiformes, Syngnathidae. The transcript is spliced from 11 exons. Gene Ontology annotation, molecular function: L-aspartate transmembrane transporter activity; L-glutamate transmembrane transporter activity. Gene Ontology annotation, biological process: malate-aspartate shuttle; aspartate transmembrane transport; L-glutamate transmembrane transport. Bases 601 to 1539 code for a protein of 312 amino acids.
UUAAUAACAGCGAAAAUAAUUGGCAAAAAUUCGAUGUCUUGCUUGACUGCAAAAAGCCAAAGAAAAAGCGAAACGUUUCAGUUAAUCGCUUGAUAUUCUGAACUCUCACGAGAUCUGCUCAUGACAGCUCAUAGUCCUGUGUGAGGUUCCACUAUAAUUGUUAAUGAGAAACAUCAGAUCUCCAGACGUGAUUGAGGACAUUAUGAAGUUAUUUGAUAAAAUGUUGCUUCAUCAAAUGAUCACAGAAAUAUCUGACACUUUUUCAAAAAUAUUUAUAUUUUGAAUAUUGUCAUUGUUGAUAAGCACCCAUUCUACACUUUUGUUUUUUUACUGCUUUUGUUGAGGAUAAUGUCGAGGCACACUCACAUGACGACCUCAGUGCAGGGCCACUUCCUGUAAUGAUUCACCAAGUGACACUGUCAAUGAGUGAGGGUCCUAUUCCAGUAUUUGUCACACAAGGACUGAAAAGCAGCCAAGGUGGUGUGACGCACGAGAUAUCCCCCAACUUGACCUAUAAGUGCAAGAAGACAAAACAGGCUAAAAAUCAGCCUUCAGAAUUUAUAGUCCCACUUGACAGUGAGGAGCCAGGGCUUCAUAUAAAUGGCUGACAAGCAAAUCAGUUUGCCUGCCAAAUUGAUCAAUGGGGGUGUCGCUGGUCUAAUUGGAGUCACCUGCGUGUUUCCCAUCGAUUUGGCCAAGACUCGCUUGCAAAACCAGCAAAAUGGAUCUCGCCUUUAUACCAGCAUGUCAGACUGCCUUAUCAAGACCAUCCGCUCAGAGGGAUACUUUGGGAUGUACAGGGGAGCGGCAGUGAAUUUAACACUGGUCACACCAGAGAAAGCCAUCAAAUUGGCCGCCAAUGACUUCUUCAGGCAUCACCUCUCCAAGGAUGGAAAGCUCACUUUGCCCAAAGAGAUGCUGGCUGGGUGCGGCGCAGGCACUUGCCAGGUUAUUGUCACUACUCCUAUGGAGAUGUUGAAAAUUCAGCUCCAAGACGCUGGACGUAUUGCGGCUCAGCGGAAGCUGAUGCCAGAGUCGGUGCCAGCAGGCACCGUGGAAGCCAAGUCGCCAACUGCCAUGCAGCUCACCAGACAAUUACUGAGUGAAAAAGGAAUUGCUGGAUUAUACAAGGGUCUCGGCGCCACAUUGCUCAGGGACGUUCCUUUCUCCAUCAUCUACUUCCCUCUUUUUGCUAACCUGAACAACUAUGGAAAGCGAGGCGCCGAAGGACCCGCUCCUUUUUACGUUUCCUUCAUAUCGGGCUGCUUAGCAGGGAGCACGGCGGCUGUGGCGGUCAACCCGGUCGACGUCAUAAAGACGAGACUUCAAUCUUUGAACCGGGGGAGCACGGAGGACACGUACAGCGGAGUGACUGACUGCAUCAGGAAAAUCUUGCGUAACGAGGGUCCGUCAGCAUUCCUAAAGGGAGCCUACUGUCGAGCCUUGGUGAUCGCGCCGCUCUUUGGCAUCGCCCAGGUGGUCUACUUCUUGGGCGUGGGCGAGUAUAUUCUCAGCUUCUUGCCCAAAAGGGACAACUAGGAAGCACAUCCUUCUCUGCCUUUCCUGCGUGAGCAGUCAUCUCAUUCUUACUGACCUUUAUGUUUGUAUUUUUAAUGAUCACGUGCUGCGUUUUAGUUCAAAUUUAUUGUCUCGAAUGUCCGAAUCAUGCAGGAGGGAACCUCCGUUUUGCUGCCAAGCUGCCUCUGUCGGCGCAUAUCAAUUCUGAAAUCAAGCCGCGAGCGUCAGCCUGAGUUUUUGAAGGAGGCUGAAUUUGGAAUUACACAAUAUGUCGUUUUAUAUUAUGAUUGUUGAAAUUUCGGGGUAGACUGCUUGCCCUUGGUUGCUGCAGAUUUGCAAGCUCCUCCUUACUUACUCCUCUCCAAAUCAAAUAGACUAGCGACACAUAAAAAAAUAGAAUUACCUUAAUGAUAAGCACACGUAUCGAGAUUUUUACUAACAAAGGCUCUUCAGGAUAUUUCCCAAUGCUCGUGUUUGAAAACAUAGCGCUGAAAAAUAUAAAGGGAACACUACAUGAAUGAAAGAUUCCACUGUAAAAACAUAUGUAUGUUGAAUUACAUAAAUUAAUGAAUUUUUUGACCGCCAAAUAACAUGAUAAACAUCCCUGGAAACUGAGAUCAUACACAAAAGUGGAAACACUCGAUCACAGGCUGAUCCAAGUUCAAUGUUUCCGUAACACACUCUUGACUAUGCUGCUGCUUACACAGCAUAUCCUCUGGCCAUGGCGAUUUUGCGUGGAGAAUCUGCACUGCCUGAGCGACUCGUGUGGGCUGCAGAUAAGGCCUCAGGUAUCUAUACUUGCGGUGAGAGCGCUGGAAGCAAAUGGGCAAAUAUCCCGUUAGCACAACAGCAGCGAAGACUGAUUUUCAAUCGUCAUGGCUCGCAGGUUCAUGUCCCUUAUGUGUGACUGACUUAGAUAAAAAUGUGUUCCCUUUUGCAUUAUUUUAAUUGUGUAGUGCAGGGAAUGUGUUGAUGUGAUACCAGCACACCCGAGAAGCCACGACCCUUAAACCAUACGACGACAUUACCUCUUUUUUUUUUUUUCUUUUUUUUUUUUUUUAAGUAGAUCAGAUUCCUACCGAUGCUUUCAUAGUGACUCUACUGCUCACCUUGUCUCAAAGAUCCUUCUGAGUAUCUGUCACUUAUCAUGCAAGGCAGUUUCUAAAUCAUUGUUUACAGAAUAGUUCAGUUGAUGUUGAUUUAUGAAACUUAUCCGAACUUGAAUGAACUGGCAGGGCCCAAAGAGCCAAUGACAAAGUUUUAUCAUGAAAUCCCGAAUCAAAACCAAUGUUUUGUUUUGUUUACGUGCUUGUUUGCUUUAAGCUGCCCGGGAAAGCAGCCUCGUUUUAUCUCAAUGUUUGCAUCGCACCUCCAAAACCCCUGCCGUUGUUUUAUCUAACCGGAGAUCAAGGUGACUUUAACGUCUUUUUAAUCCAAUCACAUUCCGUCCGUUCUGGCGCCCACUUUGCUGUAUUGUUGCACAGUAGAUAUAUCUGAUGCAACUUUUUAACGUGUACUCAUCUGUGGGAGUAAGAACUAUUUAUCAAGUGUCCAUUUCUAUGGAUGGUGCGGCACUGUAUGUUUGUAUGUGUUGUUGACGUGUCCACCUUGAUUAUAUUGUACAUAUGCAGAUGCUAUGAAGUCUAUGCUUUAGGAUGUAUUGUUUUGUACAUGAUAGCUAUUUUUUUUUUUUAUUAUUUUUUUUUUUUGCACACCUACCUCUCCUGCCUUUAUCCAUAACGUGGUGAUUUUUUCGUUAUGAUGAAUUAAUUCUACAACCAUCAUUUUUGCUUACAUGUGAAUGGGCAUAUGCAGUCAGGAAUUCGCAUGCUUGGAGGGGUCAGUUCUAUUACAUGGACCUUAAGCUGGAUAUCAAGGCAAUUGAAUAGAUUCUGAGGGGCUUUCCAUAAGUCUCAUGAGUCUCAGCAUUGUCUAUUUGGACCAAAUGACGCAUCAUGUAAUGGUGAUAGAACUAUAAUAAGCUGCAGGCGAGUAACCUUUGGCCUUGCUGAAAUGAAGAGUCCCAUGGAUGAGGCCCGGCUGACUUGAAAGUGUAAAUGUAACAAUCGGUCUUUCUGAACGCUGCUCCCUCCAUUAAACGGCCGCGCCACGAUGGACACGCCAUUAAUGAAAGUGACCGAAUCACAUACAGGCAAUUGUCAGCCGUCUUAAAGCGAAAGCCAUAAGGUUGCGUUCGGCCGUAAUGACUACAACGGCUGAUCCACCAAAAAAAAUAUCUCGUGUAAGCUCAUCAUCGUAAAUGACUCUUCCCUCAACAUUCCAGCUUCUGUUUUCACCUCAUGUAUGCGGUUUCUGUGAUUAUGCCCGUUUUGAGUGCUGUCAAUGAUUUUCUUAAAUCUCUGCCCUGUUUUAUUUUUAGCUUUGACAAUGUUGUGUAAGUCAUCAAGCUUUACUUAUGCCAUGAAUUAUUGCUGACCUUGUGAAUUUGGUUAUGUGAAUGCGUGUGUCCAGACAGUGUAGUGUUGUAGCUGAUGUGUAGUGGUUCGCUUUGCUUCUGUCUGUCACACUCUCGUGUCGUCCCUCUCUCCAUGUGCAGAAGAAUUGUACCACACCAAGGGCUCUAUUUUUGUAGACGGCACAUCUGCACAAAAGCGUGCAGAAGCCUUUGCUAAUUUGGCAGACAAAUCUCUGGCAAGCUGGGCGAGGAGGUGUCUUUGAUUGGCUAUGAAUGAAGUCGGCCUGCGCUCUUCUACAAAAUUUCAUCAGAAUUUAAUUGGUUUAAAUUGGGCAAAAAUGGGCAGAUUUUUGCUGAUUGUUUUUUUUUGUGUUCACAUUAGCACAACAUAAAAAAAGGGAAUUACACUAAAAAAAAAUUCAUUCGUAGCUUUAUUUUCUAAGAGACCAGAAAAUAAAUGAUUUCAUUUAUUGUAUAUUUUUCUUAAACUAAUCUGCCGAUUAAUCGGGUGUUGGAUUUUUUUUUUUUUUUUAUUCUGCCAAAUAUUGGAUUCGAAUUUACGCCGAUCACAAAAAUGGAGCCCUUGAGUGUAUGACGACUGAGUGUUUUUUAAAGAAAGCACAAAGGAGGACUAAGGCACACAGGAUCAUAUUUUGCUGACUGACCGUUCCAAAGGGUGUGUAGAGUCGACACACAGAUUCAAAUGUGAAAUGUCUUAAAGUUCUUUUGAAAUGAAGAAUUUCUAUUUACUGCGUUGAGGCAACAGAGGCCCGUGUGAUGGUGUGCACUAUGAGCAGUUAUCCACAGAAUAUAGAGAUAUAUUGCCUACAUAUUCUAAAUUAAUCAAAUACAAGAAUGUAACUUAGAUAGUAUUAUAAGAUGUAUUUAGUGAAUAAUUUAUCUAAAGAUUUAUCGCUUUACACAUGCACACAAAGCCAGCUCACUGAUAUGCAAUAAGUAGAAGCGGCACAUACUAGCAACAAAAAUAAACGUAUCCACCUUUUUAGGGUUUGAGCCCUUCUCACAAACUGUUCACUUCCUCCGAGAGGAAUUGUGCAUUAUAUAGCACUUAAAAAAAAAACAGCAACAAUUCCCAAUCCUACCAAUCUCCAUGUUUAUCUUCAUGUACGCUGAUUGACACAUGUUCUAUGCAUUGUUUACGAUGGCAUGGUUAAAAAAAAAAAAAAAGUUAUAGUGUUUCCUGUCACGAUUUGCUGUUCAAUAAACUGACUGUACUUAAAUCA